AUACACCCUCUUCCCAAUUCCCAUUAGCCAAAAAAACCAAACAAAUCCUUAGGAAAAAAAAAACACAAAAAGUAUGUUCCAAACCUUAAAAAACGAUUACCAAAUUUGUGAAGAAAUUGGUCGUGGUAGAUUCGGUACCGUUUACCGUUGUAUCUGCCCGUUAACCGGAGAUUCCUUUGCUGUUAAAUCCAUCAACAAAAACAUCCUUAAAGAUUCCACUGACCGUGAAUGUCUCAUUAAAGAACCCAAAAUCCUUCAACACCUUAACGGUAAUCCAAACAUCCUUAAUCUCUACAAACUCUACGAAAAUGACGAUUAUCUCCAUAUGGUAACUGAUUACUGCCCAAAUAGCGAUUUAUACGAACGGGUUUCCAACGGGCCUUUACCCGAACCCGAAGCGGCUUUAAUAUUAACCCAAUUAGUUACCGCGGUUAAUUACUGUCAUAAUAUGGGUGUGGCCCACAGAGAUAUAAAGCCAGAUAAUAUAUUAUUUGAUUCGAUGGGUACGUUGAAGCUAUGUGAUUUCGGGUCGGGUGAGUUUAUUGUGGGGCCCAGUAUGAGUGGUGUUGUGGGGACACCGUAUUACGUGGCACCAGAAGUGUUGAUGGGGGAAGAGUAUAAUGAGAAAGUGGAUGUGUGGAGUUGUGGUGUUAUUUUGUAUAUUAUGAUAUCUGGUGUUGUUCCUUUUUAUGGUGAAAAUGCGACUGAGACAUUUCAAGCUGUUAUGAGGGCAAAUUUGAGAUUUCCUACUAGGUAUUUUAGGUCUGUUUCGAGUGAAGUUAAAGAUUUGUUGAGGAAGAUGUUAUGUAAGGAUGUUUCUAGAAGAUUUUCAGCUGAACAAGUACUGAGACACCCAUGGGUGAUUAAUGGAGGAGUGAAAAGAUCAAUGGCUGAUUGAACCUGAAGAAGAUUAAUUAGUGGUGUUUCUAACUAAUCCUAUAAAUACUAGCAGUACAAAUCUUGAUAAAGUUUUCCUUGUAUAUACACCAAUCAAGAUCAACAGCCCCAAAAUGUUAGAAGGAAAGAGAGACUGAGGAAGAAAUAAAAUUUGUGCUGCUGUGUUAUGGGGAAGAAUCUUAAUUAUGAUAAUGAAUCUCCUAUGUAGUAUGAUCAGACAAAAUAAAUUAAAGUUAUUCCGGCUAUGUAAAAGGUCCAUGCUUUCCCCACCUUUAUGUUUUUAGAUUAUAAAAGGUUGAGGGAGAGAGGGAUGUAUAAUGUAUUGGUGCUUUAUCCUUAAGUUUUGUUGAGUUGAGGAGUUGCUAUGUAAUGAAGUUAUCUGUUAUAAUAUGAGACUUUAAAGAAAAUUUCUGCA
Lycium barbarum (goji berry) is the source of this 1312-nucleotide messenger RNA. Its product is annotated as phosphoenolpyruvate carboxylase kinase 1-like. Gene Ontology annotation, cellular component: cytoplasm; nucleus. The record is from RefSeq and is a predicted model, not a curated record. The transcript has 2 exons. Gene Ontology annotation, biological process: protein autophosphorylation; peptidyl-serine phosphorylation; intracellular signal transduction. Bases 74 to 898 code for a protein of 274 amino acids. NCBI's taxonomy places the organism in Eukaryota, Viridiplantae, Streptophyta, Magnoliopsida, Solanales, Solanaceae. Gene Ontology annotation, molecular function: calcium-dependent protein serine/threonine kinase activity; ATP binding; calcium/calmodulin-dependent protein kinase activity.